UAAAAAAAAUGCCAAGUACGUUAGUUUUAACAGACAUUAAGCAAAAGAGGAAAGCAGAACUCGUAGAAUUUGCACAAAAGUUGGGCGUUGAGACAGAACAACUUAACAGAAUAGAUUUAAUUGAUAACAUUAAAAAGCAUAUGCAAAAGAAUGAAGAUAAACUUAAGGAUGACGCGGAAUACGCACAAUACUUCGGUGAUCGUAAAAAAUCGAGAAAAUCAGUUGCCGUAAACGAUGAAGUAGAGGAUGAUGGAGAAUCACUCGAUUCAAGCGCUACUGGACGUGCAACAACACCUGCUAUUCAACAAUUCAGAGAGAAAUCCGUUGACGUAAUCCACACCUCCCCAAAGAGAGUCGCCGACUUUAUAGAAGAUGGUGCCGCUAAUGCUGUACACGAAAUUGAAAGUGAAGCUAAUCAAUUAGUUGAAAAAUUAAGUCAAAACGCGAUCAAGUUACGUAAUUGCACAAAGGAUACUGUCAACAAGAUGCAAAAUUGGUUAAGUGAUAGUCAACACUUACUCUUGGUUGGGUUGUUAAUUGAGUUCUUGGUUGUACUCUACUCAAUCACUCCAAUCCGUAUACAUCGUAUCGACAUACCUGAACAGGUACAAAAAUAUACUACAGAUUCAAUCAACUUGAAGCUUCCAUACGCAAAAUCCCUCCUCAGUCCACCUUUCGUCAACCCAUUGAAAAAGUACUUUAUUUACAGCUUAAUCGUACCAUUCAUCCCUUCAGUUUUCAUCAACUUCGACAAAAGAGGAUUUUCACCAUUGACUUUCACAUUAGUUAGAUUAUCCUUGAUAGUCAUCUUUAACAGCCAAUCUUCAAUUGAAUCUUACUUUCCAUUGAAAAUUGAAUUGGCUUUGGUAUCUUUAUUGGCAUCAUUCAGUUUAGUUGAGUUGUUGUCAAAAUCACGCAAAUAAACGUGUAAAUCUAUUAUGUAAAAUGGAAACACUUUCACUUUCACUUCAUUUCAAGAUCUUUACUUAAUAUAAUUAGUUGUUGUUAUUAUUUGUACAUUUU
Wallemia mellicola CBS 633.66 is the source of this 1023-nucleotide messenger RNA. RefSeq lists its product as hypothetical. Lineage: Eukaryota; Fungi; Basidiomycota; Wallemiomycetes; Wallemiales; Wallemiaceae. Gene Ontology annotation, cellular component: membrane. The coding region runs from base 9 to 923 and encodes 304 amino acids. The record is from RefSeq and is a predicted model, not a curated record. The transcript is spliced from 3 exons.